This is a messenger RNA of Spathaspora passalidarum NRRL Y-27907, 2160 nucleotides long. RefSeq names its product ferric reductase. Gene Ontology annotation, molecular function: ferric-chelate reductase activity. The record is from RefSeq and is a predicted model, not a curated record. Gene Ontology annotation, biological process: iron ion transport; copper ion import; intracellular iron ion homeostasis. Bases 1 to 2160 code for a protein of 719 amino acids. Lineage: Eukaryota; Fungi; Ascomycota; Pichiomycetes; Serinales; Debaryomycetaceae. The transcript has a single exon. Gene Ontology annotation, cellular component: plasma membrane.
AUGAACAUAUUUUCUUUACUUUAUUUUGGUUUUAUCUUGUUAGCAGGUGUUCAGGCACAUGGAAAAGAGCAUUUCACAUGGUACAAGAAAUCCCUUGCUAUCUAUGCUUGUAACUAUGAAAUAAGUUAUUUAAAAGGUAUUAGUUUUUGCCCAGCAAAAGGAAAUAAGAGAGAAAGAAAGAAAUGCAGAUGUGCAAAUGAAAAUUGGAGAGCUUCAUUAGCAGGAUGUUUAGCGUAUAAGGAGAGAAAUACCACUUCUACUAUCGAGUUCUACAAAAGCUUUUGUCAAAAUAAUUAUAAUGUUGAUUUGGAUAAAGAUUGGUUUGAUAAGUCAUACACCCAUUUUCUCAAUAAUGCAAAGAACAAAUAUGAAAUAAAACCAAGUAGAGAACCCGUUAAUUUUCCAGUGAAAUUCCUGCCAAAGGAAAUGGAUUUGUAUGGUAAAGUGGCUAUUAAUUUCUUAGGAAACUAUGAUGAUUCAAUUUGGUAUGGAAUUUCUAUGUUUGGAUUUUGGUUCCUAGUUUUAACAAUUGGAGCUAUUAGCCAUUGGACUAAAGUACUAUUUCCAGAAACAACAAAGAAACUAGUAGGCUCUAUUUCAAACUCGUACAGGAAAUAUAUAUCUAUUCCAGCUUUGUAUGGCAAAAGAAGAGCCCAAGAAAUUCGCUGCUGGAAAGUUUUCGACAGUUUAAUUCCAACUAGAUUCGAAUCAAUAGUAAUUGGAUUAUUUUAUCUUUUCACUGUAAUUAUCCAUGCUGUCAAUUUGAAAGCGGUUGAAAAUGAUCCAAUAUUUGAUACCAAGUACAUGGCUGAGAUUAGAUAUGUUGCUGACAGAACAGGUAUUGUUGGGACUGCAAUGACGCCAUUAGUAUUUUUAUUUGCUGGGAGGAACAAUUUCUUGCAAUGGAUUACUGGAAUUAAUUUCCUGACUUUCCUUUGCUAUCACCGUCAUAUCGCAAGAGUGAUGGUUAUGUUGGUUGUUAUUCAUUCAGUCAACUAUACUAUUCUUCUAGUCUAUCGUGAAACUUUUCCUUUCAAAGUUAAAAACCCAUGGCUCUAUUGGGGUAUUCUUGCCACUGUUGCUGGGGGUCUAGCAUUGUUUCAAAGUAUUCUCUACCUUAGAAGAUCCCAUUACGAAUUGUUCCUUUUCCUUCACUUGGCUUUGGCUGUUCUAUUUGUUGCGGGAACUUGGAUCCACAUAGUUGAUUUUGGAUACUGUGUUCUUUUAUACCCCUGUAUCGCUGUUUGGUGCUUUGACAGGAUCAUUAGGUUGAUUCGUUUGUUUUCGUUUGGAUUUCCCCAGGCAAAUGUGAUGUUAGUUGGUGAUGAAACUAUCAAACUAGAAAUCCCAAAGCCAAAAUAUUGGAAACCAGUGCCUGGUGGACAUGUUUUUGUUCAUUUUUUAAAACCAAGUUAUUUCUGGCAAUCUCACCCGUUCACAUUUGUUAAAUCCUCUGAAAAAGAAGGGAUAAUUGUUAUUUAUUUGAAACUCAAAGGUGGUAUUACUCAGAAUUUAUAUAAGCUAUUGAAGAAAUCACCUGGUAAAAUGGCUACUAUGAGGGUUGGAAUUGAGGGUCCAUAUGGAGAGUCCACUCCUGCUAAAUAUUCGGACAAAGCAGUUUUUAUUGCUGGUGGUAAUGGUAUUCCAGGUAUUUAUUCUGAAGUUGUUGAUAUUUCUUUGAGAUCACCAUCUGAAAGGAAAUCUCAAUUAAAGUUGAUAUGGGUAAUUAGAGAUUAUAACUCUAUAAUUUGGUUUUAUGAUGAGCUUUUGUGGUUAAAGAAUACUGACAUUAAAACCACCCUUUUUGUGACUAGACCAAAUAAUAGAGUUACUAAUUUUGGCCUGUUUAAUAAAUCUGAAAGUUCACAAGAAGGUUCAAUUAAAUCUGGCUAUAAUGAAAUUAACCCUCAACCAUACAAAGGACAAAACUAUAUUGAAGAGUUUAAAGCAGAAUUAUCUCAUAUUAAUUUUGAAGAAAGGAGACCCAAUUUUGAGCAAUUGAUUCAUGAUGAAAUUGAAGAAUCACCAGGAUCAGUUGCAUUCGUUGCUUGUGGUCAUCCAGCCAUGGUUGAUGAAGUACGUUAUCAAAGUUGCAGAAAUAUUGAUAACCCCUAUAAUAAGAGGGUGGACUUUUAUGAACAAUUACAAGUUUGGGCCUAA